AUGAGAGUAGCCGUUGGUCAAUUAUGUUCUUCAUCCAAUAUAACUAAAAAUUUGAGAAUUGUUUUGAAAUUAUUAAAUCUAGCUCAUGUUAAUAAUUCAAGGAUUUUAUUUCUACCAGAAGCUACAGAUUAUUUAUCUAAAAAUGCUGAACAUUCAUAUAAAUUAUCCAAUCAAACAAAUUCACAAUUUUUAACACCAUUAUUAAAAAAUAUAAAAGAAUUGAAUGGAAAUACUUAUGUAUCUAUUGGCUUACAUUUACCAUCCAAAACAUCAGAAAAAGUUCGUAAUUUACAAAUUUUGAUUAAUCCAAAUGGUGAAAUUAUAAAAGAAUAUCAAAAAAUUCAUUUAUUCGAUGUUGAAGUUGAGAAUGGUCCUAUACUAAAAGAAUCAAAUAGUGUAGAAGCAGGAACCAAAAUAGAAGAACCAGUAGAAAUUGAUGGCUUCAAAAUAGGUUUAGGUAUUUGUUACGAUAUAAGAUUCCCUGAAAUGAGUAUAAAGUUGAGAGAAAUGGAUGCUGAUAUUUUAACAUUUCCAUCUGCAUUUACUACAAAAACUGGGGAAGCUCAUUGGGAAUUAUUAAGUAGAAGUAGAGCAAUUGAUUGUCAAAGUUUUAUAAUUAAUGCAGCACAAUGUGGGGAACAUAAUGUGACUGAUGGAGAAAACAAUACUAACAAUACUAACAAUACCAAUAAUAAGGAAACUGUUAGAAUAAGUUAUGGUGAAUCCAUAAUUGUAAAUCCAUGGGGUAACAUAUUAACAAAAGCAAAAAAGUAUAAUGAUGAAUUGGAAAAAGAUGAAGAAGGAAAUUAUUAUGAGAUUAAAUUUGCAGAUUUAAACUAUCAAGAUAUUGAAACAAUUAGAAAGAAUAUGCCAUUAUUGAAGCAUAGAAGAGUUGAUAUUUAUAAAUAG
Messenger RNA from Insectozyma verbasci, 909 nucleotides. The record is from the annotation of a GenBank genome assembly. Lineage: Eukaryota; Fungi; Ascomycota; Pichiomycetes; Serinales; Debaryomycetaceae.